CGUCACCGCGCACGGAAAGGGGCAAAGGUGAAAUCAGUGAUGAAGGUUCCGCCACCGUAGCAGCAGCUCCGCUCUCUGACUGUCGCACUUGUUUAUUUUCCUUUAACGGGGACGCUAUCAGAAGCCAGGCGAGCUGCACCACAGCCAAACUGGAAGAAGUCAUGGCACGUCUGGUAGCAGUUUGCAGGGAAGGGGAAGAGGAAUACCCGUUUCUCGCCAGACAGAUCCCCCUCUUCAUCGAUGACACUCUCACGAUGGUGAUGGAGUUUUCCGAUAGCGUCAUGGAUGUUGACAGCCAUGAAAUAAACGCGUCUCAUUGGAAACAAUUUUCUGAGUACCACUCCAAGUUGAAGCAACAGGACCUGAACAUCGCGCUGAUGGUGACAUCCAGAGAGGUCUACGGUGCAUUAUCUCAGCUGGUGCCAUGCGUGGGCUGCAGAAGAAGCGUGGAGCGCCUCUUCUCACACUUAGUCGAAUCAGGCAACCCGGCCCUGGAGCCGCUGACAGUGAAACCCACAGGAAUGCUCUCUGUCACCAAAUCCUGUUUAGCAGAUGCAAAGAAGCUCUACACCCUCUUCUACAUCCACGGGUCAAAGUUGAAUGACAUGAUCGAUGCCAUUCCAAAAAGUAAAAAGAACAAGCGCUGCCAGUUACACUCCUUGGACACACACAAACCUAAACCUUUGGGGGGAAGCUGGAUGGAUGUGUGGGAGCUGAUGUCUCAGGAGUGCAGGGAUGAGGUGGUCCUCAUCGAUAGUGCCUCUCUCUUGGAGACGCUGGAGACAUAUUUGCGCAAACACAGGUUUUGUACCGACUGUAAGAAUAAAGUUCUGAGGGCGUACAACAUCCUGGUGGGGGAGCUGGACUGCAGUAAAGAGAAGGGGUAUUGCGCUGCCUUGUAUGAGGGGCUAUGCUGCUGCCCCCACGAACGCCACAUCCACGUAUGCUGCGAGACCGACUUCAUCGCUCACCUCCUCGGCCGGGCAGAGCCUGAGUUUGCAGGAGGGUAUGAACGCAGAGAGAGGCAUGCCAAGACCAUUGACAUUGCACAAGAAGAAGUCCUCACCUGUCUGGGUAUUCACCUGUAUGAGCGGCUGCACAGAAUCUGGCAGAAGCUACGAGCCGAGGAGCAGACCUGGCAGAUAUUGUUCCACUUGGGAAUCGAUGCACUACGCAAAAGUUUUGAGAUGGCGGUGGAGAAGAUGCAGGGGAUCAGUCGGCUUGAGCAGUUCGUCGAGGAGCUGUCCGAGGAGGAGAGAGCCAAAGAGCUGAAGCAGGAGAAAAAGAGGCAAAAGCGAAAGAAUCGACGCAAAAACAAGUAUGAACAGGAGACGGAGGACAAGGAGAAACAUCUGGACGAGGGUUCUCUUGAGUCUGUCGAGGGUUCUUGCAAAGUCUGUGGUAGCCACGAUGAGGAGGAGGAGGAGGAAGAGGAGGAAGCCAGAUGUGACGAGAGCGUCGCCACCAAUGGAAGCACUUCCUGUAGCUGCCCAGACAACAUCAAACCGGAUUUGUCCCCCCACAGCAAUGGUAGUGACUGCGGCUACUCCUCAAGUAUCGAGGGCAGCGAGACGGGAUCGCGAGAAGGUUCUGAUAUUGCCUGCUCUGAGGGAAUAUGCAACCACGACGAAGCAGGAGACGACUCGAAUGCCCAUCACUGUGCUGAAGACAAGGAGGAGGAUGGAACAGACAGCUGCGUGGACUGCUGGCCGCACUCUGAAGAAAACAUUCAGUGCAAGAGUAAAAAGAAGAAAAGGAAGGCCAAGAGCUUAUGCAACAAUCAGGGACAGAAAGGAGACGGUUGUAUGCCAGACGGGAACACGACAGGCCACGGUGCACAAUCAUCACACACUUGCCGAACCAAAGAAAUCUUCUCCUCCUUAUGCGGCGAUACGUUUGCCAACAUUGCACUACGGCUACCGUGGACUGUACGUCAGAAGGACCUCAGCCUUCACGAAAAUCCUCCAGAUGCGAGCAUCAGUCUUGCAGAACUUCUGGACGAUUCAGAGGUGACUUCAGACGAGGAGAAUUGUCUGACAGAAGAUGAAAUCCAGGCGUUUCUAGAAAGAAACCAGUCUUUCUACAACAACCGCCACCAGUACCGACAGCUCCUGAAAGAGAAAUUCACCAACUACUGCCGCGCCACCGAGCGGAGUAAGCCAGUCUGUGGGAAGUGGUUCGCCACCACCAGUGUCAACUAACUGCACUAAUAACAUCUCCCCCCUGCACUCCUGGGGGAAAACACUCGUGACCACUGCUGCAACAUCUUUAAAAAAAAAAAAAAAGAAACAUGAUUCGGAAGUACAUUUGGUGUCUUGUUGAGUCAUUUAAAUGUGAUUCUUACUUUCUGUUGCUCUCUCUCUCUUUUGCACUCGUACACCGAAACACUUUUCCAUCUCAUUUCUCGGCCACUUUCUCACUUGUAAUCGUUCUCUUUGACCAAGCCUAGCUAUUUGUCGUUGGUCCUCGGUAGGGUAUUUGGGUAAGAACACAGUGGAAUCCGUAAUCAGGCUUUGCAAGCUGUGACCUUAGGGAUAAAUUUUAGGAGUCUUAUUUUAUGUAUUCUUUCUUUUUUUUAUGUUUCAUUUCUAUUUUUGUUUCUCUUUGGAGACACUUCAAUGUAGUGGUAAAGGCUGUACCAUUAAAUGUGUACAGAAAUUCUAAAUAUAAAGAUUUUACAGAGAAUAAACAUCCAUUUGUAAUAAGGAUUUGGGUGUGAUGUUAAGAGCGCAAUGUGCAAAAUUUA
Larimichthys crocea (large yellow croaker) is the source of this 2746-nucleotide messenger RNA. It is a transcript of the gene ggnbp2, whose product is annotated as gametogenetin binding protein 2. The transcript has 14 exons. Gene Ontology annotation, cellular component: cytoplasm; nucleus. Lineage: Eukaryota; Metazoa; Chordata; Actinopteri; Sciaenidae. The record is from RefSeq and is a predicted model, not a curated record. Bases 162 to 2201 code for a protein of 679 amino acids.